Ceratosolen solmsi marchali is the source of this 862-nucleotide messenger RNA. RefSeq lists its product as uncharacterized. The record is from RefSeq and is a predicted model, not a curated record. The transcript is spliced from 5 exons. Bases 212 to 847 code for a protein of 211 amino acids. Lineage: Eukaryota; Metazoa; Arthropoda; Insecta; Hymenoptera; Agaonidae.
UGACCAUGGGGGGUGGGGUCUAGGAGGCGGGCGUGGGGGAAGUCGCGCGAGAGGAAGAGGAGAGCUAGUCGAGAGGGCGAUCGGUUAUAAAGCGAACUCGCUACCUCGUGGGGCUCAGUUUGUUAUGCAUUUGCACGUGGUGGCAUUAGGAGAUCAGGGAACUGGGACAUCCUCGUCGUCGCUAGCAUCCUAGGCAGCCGAGAACGUCAACAUGAGGACAUGCCCACCGACAAGUCUUCUCUGCUGCUACCUGAUGCUUCUCCUUUUUAGUGCGACUACCGAAGGCUUGUUUUUUCACUCGCCACAUCGCCUGCUGAUGAACAUCCUGGAGAAAUUUGGAAGCCACAAGCAUGCGAAUCCGAUCCACCAUUACCACAUGCACUACUAUCCGUUGCCGCUGUUACUGCCGAGGCCUCUGCCCCUUCCCCCGCCCCUGCCCCCGCUCCACAAGAUCGAGAUCGACUUGUCGUCGCUGCAUAGCGGCUUGAGCCAUUCGCUCGACUGGCACGGACGUGGGAACUACCAAGAGCCGGAGAUCGUAUUACCCGGGACGCCGACGACCUCCUGGCCGAGCCAGGACCAGCACUGGGACAACAGCGAGAUAUCCGAAAAGACACAGCAGUACAAAGAGGCUAAUAAAUCUCCGAGAAUCGAACUUCAGGCUCCAUUUCAUCAGCACGUCCUUAUUUAUCAUCCGCCAGCGAAAGAGGCCAAAUCAAAAUUACUAAAGGCGUUCUUUAGUAAACUGAGGCGCCUGAACGACGCGCUCUUCCAUCCGGAAGACGAUGACAGCCCUGAUCACGAUAACGCGUCUCAUGUUGACAAUUCGUUGGGCUACGGUGCUUAAGGCGCCCGUUGUGUG